Messenger RNA from Parasteatoda tepidariorum (common house spider), 393 nucleotides. Lineage: Eukaryota; Metazoa; Arthropoda; Arachnida; Araneae; Theridiidae. The record is from RefSeq and is a predicted model, not a curated record.
AUGGCGAAAUUUAUUAGAUUUUCAGAAUUUUCUCAGAGUUUAAGAUGCUUUUCUAAAGGCAAAUUUUCUGAAGUACAAAAUCAGUUCUUCCAACAAUUUUGCAAUGUUAAUCAAAACAUUCCAAUUUCAUCAAAUUUCCGAAAUUUGUCUGAAGAGAAUAUGAAAGAUAAGCAAAACAAUUUGCCACCAGAACCACCCAAUCCAGCAGAUUGUUGUGAAGAUGGUUGUGCAAAUUGUGUUUGGUUUAAUUAUGUUACAGAAGUUAAAUUUUAUUAUAAAAAUGAUAAUAAAAAACUGCAAGAGGCCUUUGAAAUUAUUCCAAAUGUUGAACAUCGAGAAUUUGUAAAGAUUUCUUUAAAAGAACUUGAAACAGAAAGAACUAGCUCACCCUAG